CAGGAAAUGCAUAAUUAGGCAAAAGGUGUAAACAAACCUUGCAACAAAAUUUGACAUCUCACAACAAACAAAGAAAUUUACAGAGUAUAAGGAACUGCUAGCAACAAAAUGAAGUGGGAAUAUAAAGAAGAACACCCCUUUGAGAAAAGGAGGGCGGAGGGUGAAAAGAUCCGCAAGAAGUACCCAGACAGAGUGCCAGUCAUUGUAGAGAAGGCACCAAAGGCAAGAGUAGGUGAUCUUGACAAAAAGAAAUAUCUUGUUCCAUCAGAUCUGACUGUGGGCCAGUUUUACUUUCUCAUCAGAAAGAGAAUACAUCUGCGACCAGAGGACGCUCUCUUCUUCUUUGUGAAUAAUGUGAUACCCCCAACUAGUGCAACAAUGGGAUCUCUUUACCAGGAACACCACGAGGAGGAUUUCUUCCUAUACAUUGCAUACAGUGACGAAAGUGUAUAUGGCGCUUAAAUACCACGGGACACAACCAUCUGUAAUCAUCUUCCAUUUAAUAAACAAUUUAUCUUUUACCCAUACAAACUUUUAAACAGUUUAUAUCAAUCAGCAUUGUUGUUAAUUAGUACUGGAUUAAUUUUUGAUGACAUCAGCAGACUUGGAAACUGGUUUUUUUUUGGGAAAUUCAUGAAAAAACUUUUCAACUGUUAUUGUGAUGCACUUGUGAUACUGUUUCUGCUUUAUUUUGCUAUAAUUAAAUUAUAAUACAUAUAUUUUUUAUUUUGGUAUUGUUUGAUCUUGCAGUUGAGAUUUAGGUGCAAUAUUAUCUUGACAACAAAAUGAAAUAUUCAUUGUAACUUGGGGUGUUGGCCAAAAAAACUAUAUUAACAGUUUCUUUAAUCCCAAUUUGAGCAAAAUUGCAAUUGCUUAAUUUGUGUGUAAGAAGACAUUAUUUUUUCAAUGAAAGUAGUUCUUAAAUAAUUAGAAGCACCAUAUGAUCUUUUGUUUGAAAUUAACAUGUUUUCUAAGGGAGGUAAUUAAGAUAAUGUUACAAAUAUCUCAAAAGUUGUCUUUCAUGCAAUAAUAAGCAUUUUAAGGUAAAAUAUUAGCACAACCACUGAUCUUCAAGUAUCUCUAUAUUUGAUAAGGUUAAAACCAAGUCUUGAAAAGGUUUGCAUGAACCAAUACGCAAUUUUUUAAUAAUAAUACCUUAGUUCUGAGGUUAUACCUUGAAUCAAAUUACAAAAUCAUGAAUUAUUGUAAUUUAUGUAACAUGGUUGUCAUGGAUACAAUGUACCCUGACUCGCAUGUUUAUACCUCUAACAGACAGCCCUGUGUGUAACUCAUUUCAAUUCACCUGUGUAAACGGGGGAUAAAGUUUUCAAAAGUAACUGAAUUUUUACUUGAGGUAAUAACACGCUGUAUAGGACAAUAAGAAUUAGUGAAAGUUUAGAAAUGAGCUUGAUACUAACAUCUUCGUCCUAUACUCUGUAAAUUUCAACAACUUUUACAGAGUAAUCAUUUUGAAAGUUGAAGAACGAAUGAGUGAAUUUAUAUAUAAGGAUUAUUUUAUUAUAUAUGUAUGUUUGAAUGUCUUAAUUUUAUUAUUGUAGACAUUUAUGUGUAUUUAUGAAACAGCAGAAAGUGUGCGAGAAUAAAAGUGGUCUACGGAAUAUUGUUUUGUUAACUAUACUAAAGUUGUAUGGAUGAUUCGGGUUGUAUGGAAGUUGGGGGGGAUGUUUUAUUUUAUUGUUUUAUGGUUUUAUUUCAAUAUAAAUGUUAAAUUGUACGAUUAUUUUUCAGUUUAUUAGAUUCACCUAUAUCACUAUGUAAAUAUAACUUUAUCUAUUAUAAAACUAAUAAAAAUGUCUUUGUUCAGUCAAAAUUUGAAAAAAAAUAAUCUGAAAUUAGAUUGAUUGUUAAAAAUUGAAUCUUCUUAAUCAGUAAACAGUACAAAGAAACUUUGGAUUUUUAGCUCACCUGUCACAAAGUGACAGGGUGAGCUUUUGUGAUCGCUUUUCGUCCGGCGUCCGGCGUCCGUCCGUCCGUCCGUAAACUUUUACUUUAAAUGACAUCUCCUCAUAAACCACUGAGCCAAUUUCAUCCAAACUUCACAGGAAUGUUCCUUUGGUGGUCACCUUUAAAAAUUGUUCAAAGAAUUUAAUUCCAUGCAAAACUCUGGUUGCCAUGGCAACCAAAAGAAAAAACUUUAAAUAUCUUCUUUUAAAAAACCAUAAGAGCUAGAGCUUAGAUAUUUGGCAUGAAACAUCUUCUAGUGAGUGUCUACCAAGUUUGUUCAAAUAAAAGCCCUGGGGUCAAAAUUGGCCCCGCCCCGGGGGGUCAUUGAUUUUCCCUAUAUGCAUAUAGUAAAAACUUAAAAAAAUCUUCUUUUAAAGAACCCAAAGAGCUAGAGCUAAGAUAUUUAGCAUGAAACAUGUUCUAAUGGGUGUCUACCAAGUUUGUUCAAAUAAAAGCCCUAGGGUGAAAAUUGGCCCCGCCCCGGGGGUCAUUGAUUUUCCCUAUAUGCAUAUAGUAAAAACUUAAAAAAUCUUCUUUUAAAGAACUCAAAGAGCUAGAGCUUAGAUAUUUGGCAUGAAACAUCUUCUAGUGAGUGUCUACCAAGUUUGUUCAAAUAAAAGCCCUGGGGUCAAAAUUGGCCCCGCCCCGGGGGUCAUUGAUUUUCCCUAUAUGCAUAUAGUAAAAACUUAAAAAAUCUUCUUUUAAAGAACCCAAAGAGCUAGAGCUAAGAUAUUUAGCAUGAAACAUGUUCUAAUGGGUGUCUACCAAGUUUGUUCAAAUAAAAGCCCUAGGGUGAAAAUUGGCCCGCCCCGGGGUCAUUGAUUUUCCCUAUAUGCAUAUAGUAAAAACUUAAAAAUCUUCUUUUAAAGAACUCAAAGAGCUAGAGCUUAGAUAUUUGGCAUGAAACAUCUUCUAGUGAGUGUCUACCAAGUUUGUUCAAAUAAAAGCCCUGGGGUCAAAAUUGGCCCCGCCCCUGGGGGUCAUUGAUUUUCCCUAUAUGCAUAUAGUAAAAACUUAAAAAAUCUUCUUUUAAAGAACCAAAAGAGCUAGAGCUAAGAUAUUUAGCAUGAAACAUGUUCUAAUAAGUGUCUACCAAGUUUGUUCAAAUAAAAGCCCUGGGGUCAAAAUUGGCCCCGCCCCGGGGGGGGUCAUUGAUUUUCCCUAUAUGCAUAUAGUUAAAACUUAAAAAUCUUCUUUUAAAGAACUCAAAGAGCUAGAGCUUAGAUAUUUGGCAUGAAACAUCUUCUAGUGUGUGUCUACCAAGUUUGUUCAAAUAAAAGCCCUGGGGUCAAAAUUGGCCCCGCCCCUGGGGGUCAUUGAUUUUCCCUAUAUGCAUAUAGUAAAAACUUAAAAAUCUUCUUUUAAAGAACCCAAAGAGCUAGAGCUAAGAUAUUUAGCAUGAAACAUGUUCUAAUGGGUGUCUACCAAGUUUGUUCAAAUAAAAGCCCUGGGGUCAAAAUUGGCCCCGCCCCGGGGGUCAUUGAUUUUCCCUAUAUGCAUAUAGUAAAAACUUAAAAAAUCUUCUUUUAAAAAACUCAAAGAGCUAUGGCCAAGAUAUUGAGCAUCAAACAUGUUCUAAUAGGUGUCUACCAAGUUUGUUCAAAUACAAGCCCAGGGGUCAAAAUUGGCCCCGCCCCGGGGUCAUUGAUUUUCUUUAUAUGUGUUUAGCAAAAACUUUAAAUCUUCUUUGAAAAAACCCAAUAGCUAGAGUUGAAAUAAAAUAAAAGCCCUGGGGUCAAAACUUGCCCGGCCCCAGGGGUGUCAUUGUUUUUAACUAUAUGUGUAUAGUAAAAACUUUAAAAAAAUCUUCUUUUAAAAAGCCCAAUGAGCUAGAGCUUAAAUGUUUAGCAUGAAACAUCUUCUUAUGGGUGUCUACCAAGUUUGUGCAAAUAAAAUCCCUUGGGUUAAAUUGGCUCUGCAACGUUGGGGGGGGGGGGUUGGGGGGCCUAUAUACAGGUGAGCGACCUCAGGGCCAUCAUGGCCCUCUUGUUUAUUAUUUUUUUUUUGUGUGAAAUUUGAUGCCUUGAUCUAUGUACAAUUGAACAUGAAUAUUUUGGUUUAUUUUUCCCUUCAAUCUGAUAGUAACCCGGUAUAAAUUACUUUUUUAUAACAGUUUUCUUUUAUUGUUUAAUGUAUAGUUUGACAGUGUUUUUUCUUGUAAUAUUGUCUUACAUUGGUGUUAAUAAACAAUUUAAAUGGUG
Molecule: messenger RNA, 4166 nt
Organism: Ruditapes philippinarum (Manila clam)
Lineage: Eukaryota; Metazoa; Mollusca; Bivalvia; Venerida; Veneridae
Product: gamma-aminobutyric acid receptor-associated protein
Exons: 3
Coding region: 109-462 (117 amino acids)
Biological process (GO): autophagosome assembly; macroautophagy; cellular response to nitrogen starvation
Cellular component (GO): cytosol; autophagosome; autophagosome membrane
Molecular function (GO): GABA receptor binding; ubiquitin protein ligase binding
Source: RefSeq, a predicted model, not a curated record